AGAAAGUGGUAGGGGGUACUGUGUGUGGUAUGAGAAAGAGGGGAAAGUAGGUGGCUAUGGCUCUACCUAGGACCGGGGCUCAGAAGGAGGCAAGAAGUCUUGAAGGGGAGCUGGGGCCAUGGAUUAAGAUGGAAGGAACAUUUGGCGCCACCUCCUCACUCUGGACACAUACCCAGGAGAGUAAUCCUACCAACCUCUGCAUCAGCCUCAGCAUUACCGGAUAUCUGCCCCAACCGACAAGGAGCUGCUAUGAUCUGGUUGUGAAUGCAAAACACACUGAAGAGACUGCAGCCGGCGCGCACCUCCUUGUACAGCUUACGGUGACAUCAUCACAAGCAUGUGUGACAUCACAGGGUUCUAAACCAUCUUCAGUGAAAUUCCGAGUUGUUUCCCUCAAUGAGAAUUUCCAAGCAGGAAAGACCCAGUUACCAGCUGUAGAGUUACAGGAUCCAGAGAAGAACCUAAUCGGUCAGUGGCUGAACGUGAGUCUCAGACAGGGAAUUGCUGAGCUCUCGCUUCCUCUCUCCUCUGAGCCUCAGCUGGGAGAAUAUUCAGUCAGAGUGAAGGACACAGUGGACACAUUCAGUGUGGAAGAAUAUGUUCUGCCAAAAUUUGAAGUAACUCUUAAUUUUCCUAAAGUUAUUGUGAUCACUGAUGAGAAAUUCACAUUACAAGUGUGUGGCAGUUAGAAAAGGAGAAAUUGAUAAAAAGAAGUGAAAUCCAGAUUGACAUGGUGACCUUGUAUCUGCAGGAGGUGAGAUCACAUACAUGACAUUCACUAGAAGAGCAGCUGAUAAGUACUAAUAACGCUUGUCUAUAUAUUAUAUUCGGAGUAAGGCUAGUUUUCUACACAGGUUUUACUGGCAUUUUAUAUGGAGAACCGCCACUGCAGUUUUUGAGCCAAAGCCAGAAGUGGAUUCAAAAGGAAUAGGACAUAUAAAGGAAGGACUUACAGUGACCCCCCGACCUACUAUGGCCCCGACAUAUGAUCAUUUCAACAUACGAUGCUUUUCUAUGUCGGGGCCAUCGCACAAACGGCUAUCCGACAGCGCAGACUGCUUCAGCUGCCGCCGGAUAGCCAUUUACGGUGCCCCAUGUGGUCCGCUGACGAUCACUUACCUGUCCUCGGGGCUCCGGCACGUCCUGCAUCGUCGGCACUCUCCAUCGUCAUCAUCACGUCGCCGCGCACGUCGUCCCGUCAUCCAAUAGGCGACGGAGAGCAGCGACGGAGAGCGAGGAUGACGGGGAAGCAGAGGCAUUGCCGGAGCGUCGGGGACACCCCGGGGAUGCGGCGAAAGCGAUGGAAGGCGACAUCCAGGGCAGCGGUGACGUGCGAUGACGAUCCGGAGCGGUGGG
Messenger RNA from Hyla sarda, 1356 nucleotides. RefSeq names its product pregnancy zone protein-like. The coding region runs from base 57 to 689 and encodes 210 amino acids. Gene Ontology annotation, molecular function: endopeptidase inhibitor activity. NCBI's taxonomy places the organism in Eukaryota, Metazoa, Chordata, Amphibia, Anura, Hylidae. The record is from RefSeq and is a predicted model, not a curated record. The transcript is spliced from 8 exons.